AGAUCCCGCCUACCAACCUGGAGGAUCGAAUAUCACGUCCGUCUUUCGCUGCAUCACUCGACUCCUUAUUUCAUCCAAAAAUCGCUGUUACAGUGUUACAGCGGCACUGUUUAAGCUGAAACCUCUCGUCCACGCGGAUUUAACAGCACAGAAUGUUAGUAUGACACCCAAACCGUCCUCUGUAUCCUAAACCGGGGGUUGGGAGGGGAGAAUCAGAUCUUUUGACCCCAGCCAUCAUUCCCUGGAUAACGGGCACAGAGCCACCCGACAGCCUCAAUUGUUGUUUCCUUUUGCCGACAUCUGCUGCACGUUGCUCACAUUUGCAUCCGAAGCAACAAGAGGUCUGUAUUAGGAUGUAAUGGACCACUUUAAUCUCAUUUCCUGAAGACGAAAUCAGCUUAUUUGAUCAGAACAUUUCAUCGGUUUUGUUCAUUCAUUGAGAGCAUAAUAACAAUCAAGGGCUUGGUGACAUGAUGGAGAGUGUGGAGAAGGAGUGCGGCGCUCUGGGUGGAUUGUUUCAGGCGAUCGUCAACGAUAUGAAGUACUCAUACCCAGUGUGGGAAGACUUCAUUGCAAAGGCCACGAAACUACACUCCCAGCUAAGAACCACAUUGUUGGCGGUCGCAGCGUUUCUGGAUGCUUUUCAGAAGGUGGCAGACAUGGCAACCAACACGAGAGGUGCCACCAGAGAUAUCGGCUCCGCUUUGACACGGAUGUGCAUGCGACACCGCAGCAUCGAGGCCAAACUACGCCACUUCACCAAUGCUCUAAUGGAAAAAAUGAUCGCCCCACUCCAAGACAAGAUAGAAGAGUGGAAGAAAACAGCUGCCCUGCUUGAUAAAGACCAUGCCAAAGAGUACAAGCGCUCUAGGCAGGAGAUCAAGAAGAAAUCAUCUGACACAAUAAAGCUGCAGAAGAAAGCCAGAAAAGAACUACCAGGUCGAGGAGGACUGAAGCCACAGCUGGACAGUGCCAUGCAGGAUGUGAGUGACAUGUACCUUCUGAUGGAGGAGACUGAGAAGCAGGCUGUGCGCCGAGCCCUCCUGGAGGAAAGGGGGCGCUACUGCACCUUCAUCAGCUUCCUGCAGCCUGUAGUGAUCGGUGAAGUUGCCAUGCUGGGAGAGGCCACUCACCUCCAGGCCAUUAUUGAUGACCUCACUGUGUUGACAACUGACCCACAUAAACUCCCAGAGGCCAGUGAACAGGUGAUUUUGGAUCUUAAGGGGUCUGACUAUAACUGGUCCUACCAGACUCCACCUUCUUCUCCCAGUAGUGUUGGAUCUAGGAAGAGCAGCCUUUGCAGUUUGGUGCAUCUGCCACCAGGUGGCGCCCAUCGCCUGAGCAGCGUCUCCUCUCAUGAUUCUGGAUUUGUCUCUCAAGAUGCCAAUGUACACUCCAAACCUCCCUCCCCCAUGCCGUCUGACAUCACUAGCCAGAAGUCAUCCAGUUCUGCAUCCUCAGAGGCUUCAGAAACCUGUCAGUCAGUCAGUGAGUGCGGCUCUCCCACAAUAUUCGGCUCAUCCUUUGCUACCUUUCGCCCUGCUCACUGUUUUAAUGACUCCAUCAGGCCUCACUCUUACAUACUUCCUGCGUCCCCUUCCUAUAACCAAUCCCCAGGAUCAAACUCCCCUUCACCCACAUCAAAGAUUCCUUACUGGAAGCAGGACUGGUCAAAGGCAGGUCACUAUGAGCAGACGGCUGUAAGCGGGCAGCGCAGGACUGAGGCUGCAGAGCCCUCUAGUGGAGUGGGAGGAAAUGGAAUAAUUCACCCCGAGGAUCCUUAUAGGCUAGCAAGAAUGAAUUCUAAAGACCUCACUGCAAAGCAUGGUAAGCCGAUGUCAUCCGCUGCUAGUGAGCUGGCUAUGGUUCUGACUCGUGGGCUUAGUAUAGAACAGCAGCAGAAGAGCAGCUGUGACUCUCUGCAGUACUCCAGUGGAUACAGCACACAGAACACGACACCAUCAUGUUCAGAGGACACUAUCCCUUCACAGGGAUCUGAAUAUGAUUGUUAUUCCAUGAAUGGCGACGCUGAUAACGACGCACAGACAGACUUCAACAAGUCCUGCACCGUCCCUCGCCAUAGCAAUCUGGCUCAGAACUACCGCCGAAUGAUCCAGACCAAGCGGCCCGCCAGCACCGCGGGGCUGCAUGGAGCACUGGCUGCCCAGGGAGCCCCAACAACCAAUUGCAAAGGAGAAGGAAGUGGUGUCAUAGCCUCAGGAACAGCCACCAUUCGUAGAACCCCUUCAUCUAAAACAAAAGUGAGACGCACUCCAUCCAGUGUGGGUCCGAUCCCUAUACGACCACCUAUUGUCCCUGUAAAGACUCCGACCGUCCCUGACUCACCUGAAUUCCCCAGCCCUCCUCCUGAGCACAAUGGAAGUGAGGAAAACCUGUACAAUGACGAAUCGUUAGAAAUUCUGGACUACAAAGCUUCUCCCAAGCGAAUGAGUCUGCCAACGUGGGGAGCUGGUGGUGGAAGUGUCUACGCUCAGCAAACUGGAGCUGCGGGAUUCACUUCAGAAGAAGAGCAGAUGCUUGCCGCCAAUCGCCAUAGUCUGGUGGAGAAGAUUGGAGAGCUGGUCGCUAAUGCUCACGCACUCGGUGAGGGCCAGUUCCCAUUUCCCACGGACCCUCAGGCCAGCCAGGGCCACCGGCAAGAUCAAGGGCAUGAGCAGGACGGAGGAGACAUGUUGAAGACCAUCCGUAGAGGAGUGCGUCUUAGAAAAGCGACCUGCAAUGACAGAUCAGCGCCAAGGAUUUUGCGAUAGUUUAGUACUGCUUCUCUUGCCAAGUCUAUUGCUACAGACUCUCUCCAAAUGAAGAGGAACAAUAUAUUAUGUAAAAAUAUAAGAAGUUGGUGAUUUAAAAAAAAAAAUGUCAGUGUUACAAUCUGGCAUCGAACAACUAGAAGGCCAGUGUCAAUGUUACAUGUUGAGUGCGUAUGGACACUAUACUCAUCUAGACUAUUAUUGUUGUAGUUAUAUUCAGAUUUGGACUAAUAUCUCUUUGACAGGCAUAUUAUGAUGGACAAAUUGUGGCCUGAAGGAUGAGAAUGUAAUUUUAAAAUGUGUAUUAACAUACUAGUUAUGCCGGUUGUUCCUUUUUGGAGUUGCAAUUUGUAUUGACUAUGUUCUUAAUGUUACUUCUAUGUAACUGUGAUGUUUUUGAGACAUUUCUGUUCCCAUGUGUAACUAUUGUAAAAAGCCAAAGUCUUGUUCUCAACUGAAAAGCUGCAUAAAACUGCUUAUACGCAGCUCAGUCUUAGAUGGACCACACAAUUGAAUCACCGCACAUGCUGUAAACUGCCAAAUAAAGCACAUCAGUUGUACUAGA
This is a messenger RNA of Sinocyclocheilus rhinocerous, 3336 nucleotides long. It is a transcript of the gene mtss1la, whose product is annotated as MTSS I-BAR domain containing 2a. The transcript is spliced from 16 exons. The record is from RefSeq and is a predicted model, not a curated record. Gene Ontology annotation, cellular component: cytoplasmic side of plasma membrane; actin cytoskeleton. Lineage: Eukaryota; Metazoa; Chordata; Actinopteri; Cypriniformes; Cyprinidae. Bases 471 to 2771 code for a protein of 766 amino acids. Gene Ontology annotation, biological process: plasma membrane organization; cell projection assembly. Gene Ontology annotation, molecular function: phospholipid binding; actin binding.